CUCCCGCGCUCCUCGAUGUCUCCCCGGCGGGGAGGACGCUGCCUGCGACACCCGCCGAGCGGCGCCCCCCGGAGCGCCCCGCUGCCGCCCCGCGGGGACGAUGAGGGCGGAGGGCGCCGACCACUCGAUGAUCAACCUGUCGGUGCAGCAGGUCCUGAGUCUCUGGGCCCAUGGCACGGUGCUGAGGAACCUCACGGAGAUGUGGUACUGGAUCUUCCUCUGGGCUCUCUUCUCCUCUCUGUUCGUCCACGGUGCUGCAGGCGUGCUGAUGUUUGUGAUGCUGCAGAGGCACAGGCAGGGCAGAGUGAUCUCUGUCAUUGCUGUCAGCAUCGGCUUUCUGGCUUCUGUAACUGGAGCAAUGAUUACUAGUGCAGCAGUGGCAGGCAUCUACAGAGUGGCUGGGAAGAACAUGGCCCCCCUGGAGGCCCUGGUGUGGGGCGUGGGGCAGACUGUACUGACCCUUAUCAUCUCCUUUUCAAGGAUCCUCGCGACACUUUGAGGUUCUGAGGGAAUGUCUUCUUAACUAAGAAAACAGAUGUCCAGCUUCCCCGGAAAUGGCCUUGUUAACCAGCUGAAUUAAAAUUGUACAAGCAGGGACCCAGCAAGUCAAAACCUAGGAAGACCUUGAGCCGUGUGGAAAGCCUGCCCUCUGGCGUCCAAGCGAUUGCACUACCGCACCGCACCUUACGUGCCUCCACCCCAGGCAAGGUGCACAGGACACUAUGUGAAGCUGCAAGAAAAAGCACCUUGUUUAGCUGCCAAUCAGGUUAACAUUGGUGUUGAAACCAUCUUUCUCAACAGUGUUGUGUUAAGUUACAGGGACGUUUUGAGAAAUGGAUCUAUGUGCCAAACUUUUGUUUCUGUUAACAUUGAUCAUGUGACAGUUUGCAAGUGUAGAGUGCUGUGAAUAUACUUGACAUGGUCCAGGUAACGUAGUCAGACUUCGUUUGUAAUGCUAACUCCCAUGUGAAUACCGAAUCCCAGGCUUUCAAUACUAAGGAAGGCGUUUGGUUUCUAAAGCUGAGUGUUUCGGGAAUUUGGGGCUUUAAUAUGUCUAUGUGUUGUUAUUUAAUUUAUGUGAAAAACAAUAGUCUUCUUAAUGAAGACUAGCUGAGCUGUUCUAAGGACUCAAAUAGACUUGGAGGGUGCAUACUUUUCAGUAACUCACACCCUUUUAAUAGUUUCCCUUAUACAUUAUAUUCUAUUUAUAUGAUUCAAAACCUUUCUGGGUCAAACAUUGUCACUUGUGUGUCACAAAAAUAUAAUUUGAAAAUUUUCUUAUAAAUUUUGUAAGAAAAACUCUAAAAUGCAUGUUGCAUUCUUCAACCCUUCUAGAAUGUUUUGCCUCAUAUGUCACAGAACACAACCUGCUAACUCGUGUUGCGCUGGGACCGUGUUGCGUGGUGUACAUGUCUGGGCAGUCUUUGAUUCUGGAGUACUAACUGCUUAGAAAGUGGCCUAAAUUAGGCUGUGGGAUUUAAAAUGCCUCAUUUAUAGAAAAAUAAUAAGUACUUUACAUAGGAAGAGCAGUAAUUUACCUUACCCUGUACUUGUGGCAGCGUUAGAUUUACACUAAGCGCAAGCUGGGGACAUAGUGUAUCAUUCUACAGGCUGGCAGUUAGUCUGAGUGUGUCAAGACAGCACAGAACCUUUGUCUGAGGAGUUUGUUUGCGUGGUGUCAUUUGAGUUUGUGUUCUAAGUUAUUACCUGAGUCAAGAGUGUCUCUGAUCACAUUCAUUAAAGUAGAAUUGUGCUUUGUCUAUAAAACCUUUUAGGAGGCUUAGAAGAACACACAGUUGUUUGUUAUGAAUACAAGCAGUCUGAAAAGUCCAAACCCUGGUUGAACUGAGUAUGGGAGGGGGUUGACCAGUUGUAAUUAUAAACGUGCUAACUUAAGGGAAGAUCCAUUGUAGAGAUUGUGAAUGAAUUUAUGACUAAUCUAAAAAACAGUGGAACAACCUAAGCUCCUUAAUUUAGUUUGAAGACUUUUAUCAUCCAUACCCUCUUAUCUCUAGCAAAGAGAGUAUCUUAGCAGUUUUUGGAGGGGAUGCUUUUGCCAGUACAUAAACCAGUUUAUAACGUGGCUUGGAAAUUUAACAACCUCCAAAAUCAGCCAGUAAGCACGUCUUCCGCGUUAGAGAUAUGGGAAAACAAGUCUUGAGAUGGUCUUUGUGUGUGUGUGUACAAGCUUGCUGUUUCUCCCAUGCAUUCUUUAUAUUCUUAAUCUUUUCUGAAAUGAAACCCAGGCGUCUUUUCCAGAUAGACUUGGCUUCCUUUCCUGUUGGGCUGAUUUCUGCCCUUCUCUCAGACGGCUUGUCAGGAAUUGAGAGCUUUGUGUGCCACUGGGAGAACUGCUAACACGGACAGUGUCUCAUGUACAGAACAGAUAUUUAUUUUAACAUGGUUAUUUUAUGUUCUAAGAAAGUUAUAAUAUGAAAUAAUAUGGAGCUCAUUGUUUAUAAUCUAAAAUUAAUUAGAAAUUAAAUUGAUACAUUGAAUAUGUGAAUGAAUGGACCAAAGAGACCUGAGCUCCUGUUUCUGCUCUAGAAGGGUUAAUUAUUAUUUUAUAGAGUGUCCUGAAGUCAUCUCAUCACCCAGCUGAUUUGCAUUAAGCAUUGUGUUUGUAUAUGAAUAUGUGUGUAGUUUUAAUUUCUUCAGUUAUUUCCAUUGGGAUUUUGUGUAACUAUCACUUGGUAUUUUGAAGUGCAGUUGAAUAGAAUGGAUUUAUGAAACUAUCUAAAUAGCCAUUUAUAUGGUGAAGUUUUCAAGAAGUUAGCUGUUUCUUAAAGAGACAAAUGUUUAAUGAUAUAUAUAUAUACACACACAAGUAUAUCAUUAUAUACAUAUAUAGAUAGCUAUAUAUGAAUACAGUCCAAUUGGAAAGCUUUGCUUGAUGAACAUUUUCCUAUUCUACUGGAGAAGUUGAUAUAUUUGUUCAGUUAAAUGAUCUUUCAAAUAGACUGGAGGGUAUUUAAGAUUUUUGCUGGAGACCCUUUUUUUGGGACAUGACAAAAGCUCUCACCAACAUAGUCGGGUUCCACCUUCUGAAAACUCAGCCAUGGUUUAGCAGUAAAUUUUCUUCACGACAAAUUAAAACUCUUCAGCACCAGGGCCUCAUGUAGGUUCCCUGUUAACUUCCCUGAGAAGGAGGUGCAGGUCAUGGGCCCUGGUACAGUUUCAUCGGCUUCUCAGGGGACCUGAUGCCAGUGUGGAUUUAAAUUGAAAGCACCACUCUUAGUUUGAAUCCUCAUAUAUAUCAGCCAGUGUUGAGGUCUCACCCAGAGCACUUUCUUAGUAUUUGUAACACAGAAUUCCACUGCUGUUUUUCCAAGGGUUUUGUUUAUGAAAGGAACAAGGUUCACUGAAUGAUUUAAGAUCAAACACUGCUGUAGGAAAUGGUGCUUCCAGGAUCUUUCAUUUGCAGUGGAAGGCAGGGUGGCCUCUUUAAGGUGCCCAGGCUGGCAUUCACUACCUAGCUCUGUUUGGUGAGUUCCCUUCCUAGAUCUCCUAUGUAUAAAGAUGCCAGAAAUAGGGUUCCCUCACCCAAGUCCACCAGGAGCUGGUGAAGCGAUUUCAAACCCUGAAAAACUUGUACUAGUACCUUGUCACUUCCCUCGCGACCCAUCCUCCUCUUCCUUUUCCCAUCCAAUCCUCUGAAUUGGGCAUUUCAGUGUCUUAGAUGUUGCUCUGAGCUAGUAGAGAAAGGACUAGAUGGUGCAGUCUUAUAUCUAGGCUCUGUCGCCUUUGUUCACUCUGGUCUGAGCAGCAUUUAACCACUCUGAGUUUCAGGUCUCACUCUGAAAUGUGAUUGAUACCCGCUGGGUAGAAUAAUGCAGAUAUGACAGUUGGUGGUGGUGGUGCCCCGGCAUAAAGGUGUAGAUUACAGCAGGGCUGUCACCACUGGGCAAUGUGGGAGGUGUAGCUGUGGCCAGCAUUUCCUCCUCCACUGUCAUUUCCUAGUUACUUCUUUGGGUUAAUUUAGAAUAUUCAUUGACUCUUUACCAUAUGCAAAUCACUGUCCUUGUUUUAGCUCCCACCCCUCCUGAUCGCCUAUCAUCUGUCAUCCUGAGCAUUUGGGACUUCUGUGUCCUGUCACUGCUGGCACUGGCUAUUGUUUUGUUUGUUACCUAUUUUCUAUUUAACCUUAAAAAAAAACAGUACCUUAAAGUUAUGCCAUUUUAUAAUGCAGGGAGCGCCAAGAUGAUGAGAGCAGUUUCUGAACUGUAUGCAGACCACAGUGCUCUUGCCAUGUGGAAGCAUUCUUUAGGAGUGUUUUAAAACACUCCUUGGAAACAUCUCUGUUUAUUUUGUUUGUAAGAUAUGAGGAACAUAGAAAAAUUACUGGGGAAUUUCUGAUGGGUUUAGAUUGCAGGGAAGUGUGGUAACACAAGUUGAGUAUAACUGGGUAAAUUACUGUUUCCUUUUAAAAUGAGGGGUUACAGUCUCUGGUUAAAUGUGACAGUCAUCUAGUGUCUCCUGAUGAUUGUCCAUGAUAUCUCAUCCCUUUGAAACUGUUCAGGAUAUAAAGGACAAUAUUUGAUUUUAAAAUACAAUAUUUUUAAAAUGUAUAAUCUCAUUUGUAACAGGAAGGUUCAAAGAGGAGGAAUUGUCAGUGCACAGAAGCAUAUGUGAUAAAGUUCCCUGUGUUAUCAAGCAGUGAGACACAGAUUUGCUGAUCCCUCACUCCAGGAGUGUGGGCUCUGUCACACACGCACUUUAUUCGUAGUGCAUUUUGUGUGUGGUGGACUUGCCCAUCUCCCUUGCGGAUCCCUGUCUCCUGUAGGUGAUCCAGGGUGGGGUGGCGGUGUCUGAAUUUGCCUAUGUCAGAACAUAGCUGGGAUUUGUUUGGGAGGAAUUAAUGUUAAAUAUAUGAAAUGUUUUCAGUAACCAAGGAGAGGCACUGGCUAACUCUUCAUGAGGAUAGUGGCAGCAUCCACCUUUCUGAGCAAGCUGAGCUGUGAUCCAGAAUCAUUUCUUAAUUUAGGAGAUUGUCUCUCACAUUCUUUACCUGUGUGUGUGGCACGUGUGCUGAGCUUAUGUCAUGGUUUCCUUGGUUUUUCGAACUGAUUUAUUUAGCAGUUCCUCUAGCAAUUUCGCUUCUUUCUAAAGCAGUUAUCAGAUGUCAUUAUUUAGAUGUGCACAGUUCCUUGAUCGAAGCUGAAGUGCUGGCCCAGAGCGAAUAUUCAGUACCCUUCUUUAUGCGGUGGUUAUCUCGUGGAAAGGGAGUAGCUGAACGCACAGGUUGGGGCUGGUGUGGAGGGGGGUGACGAAGGGAAGGACAGUGUGAUGUUCAUGUUUUCCUUUAGAUGAUAUCCUGUACCCAUCCCCUGUGUGUGUAGGCUCAGCUCUUCCCUUUUGGGGAAUUAUCAGGUCUGUAUGUAAACUGGGAAAAAGUAUGGCAUUAAAUACCUAGAAAGAGGAACUCUGAUGCAUGAUCAUCUGAACCCCAUAACCAGAGUACUUUUCCUCCUAGAUAUAUAUUGGUAUAAUUACUUUUUAAAAAUUAACUUCUUUAGAGCCUUGCCUAAAUGAACAGUAUACUGGAAAUACUACUGAUGUUAAAAGGCUUAAUUUUGCUUUUAAGUUUUAUGUGUUUGAGGCAGGGUCUUACUCACUGUGUAGCACAGGCUAGUUUUGAACUUCUGAUCCUUGUGUCUUAGCCUCUCAAGUACAGGGAUUAGGGGUGUGUGCCACGUGCUUGGCUCCUUCUCUUUAAAUCAAAAUGUUUAUGUUUAUUACUGAAUAUGGCUGGGAUGGAAUAGCUUUUUUCCUGCAAAGAAAAACAGAAGCUUUUGUUUGCAAAGUUUUUCUUAGUGUUUAUGAUAGUGGACACAAUUUCCACAGAGUAAUAUGGAAAGAUCUGACUCUCUCCCUAGUACAUGCCUUUCGUCAUUAGCUUUGCCUGUUUAGAUAGAUAAAUAAGAAGUCCUCCUUUUGCUCAAUUUAGCCAUAUAACCUGGCAGAACAUCUACCUGUGGUUCUACCCUCAGUAUUAGCUCCUGCCUUAAGAUGUCCCUGGCUGAGGGAGAAGCUUUAGCUCUGUGCUAGUGUGGCCUUGUUCAAGUAGUGAGUCUAAUUGACCCAGCAGACAGUACUAAGAAACUCGCUUUAAAAUUCCAGUAAUGCUCAACCCACUGAUGAAUCAUUUAGCUGACCCACAGUACAGUUUAUAAAAGCUGAAUGAUGUCUCAGUGCCUUGAAAGUUAAGAGACUUGUGCAGAGUGGACUAAGGGAGCUCUGGGGUUGGUACCAGUGAGCUGGCUUUGCCUGUACCACCUACAAUGAGACUCCAGAGCCAGCAUGAGCCACUGAGACCAGUCCAGCUGCUAACUUCAUAUGGUUCCCUAGAAACCAGCCAGCCACUGUAUGACAGGUGACCACUACUUUCCCUGUCCUUCACCACAUGGCAUUUUCCUCUGGUUUUUGUUUUGUUUUGUUUCAUUUUCCAAGCAAGUAUGAAAUGGGGGAAAAUGUUGUCAAGCAAAUUAAGUGUGGGAUUUUAAAGUUGAGUUUUACGGCAGAGAUCCCUGUGUGAACAGUGUUAGUUAAAUAUUGUAGUACAAAGACAGACUUUAUGUAACCUUAGAAAUAUGUUUGCCAUCAGGGAUUUAUUUUUACAAUAAAAAUACUAAAUGUACUGUGAAGCUUAAAGACAGGAAGAACAGACAUUGGAGGGCGCUGCUCAAACAGGAGUGUGUGUGUUGAAGUACCUGCGUUGUGUGAACACAAUCCUCCCUUCUGCUCCGGCUGUAAACUACACUGUAUGAAUAUGUGUACUGCAUGUUUACAUAAAACACUUUCAUUUGGAAGGAUUAUUUAAACUAUGUUUAUAUGUAAUACCUAACAGGCUGUAAAUAUUGUAUACUAUUGAUUUUUAAUUUUAUAUGAGCGAUUUUUUUAUUUCCCAAGUCAUGUACAAAUCUCAUUGUGUAUAUAGCAUAACUCCCUGAAGAACACAAAUUUUGCAGUGAAUUUUAAGUAUUUUAAUUGCAGAAAGCAUCGGGUUAGCCUCAAAGAUGCUGGUCCUUAUUUUAAAUUAUUUUUCACCACACAUUUUCUUCAAAGGGCAGCAAUAAACAUAUGCAAGUUCAUUUCGGUUCUUGAAAGUUGGCCUGUGAAAACAACUGCAGUUCAAUCCACUGCUGUGAAGGAGAGAUGCACAACUCACUCCAUCCCGCGUCUGGUCCCAGGAAACCUCUGAGAUCCGCACAUGGCUCUCCUCUUUGUAAUAUACAGGGUGAACCGCUGUAGACACACAGAGCAUCUGUUAAAGCGACUCCAGCACUUCAGUGUCAUUACACAGAAUUUAUUGGAUUAAAAUUUGUAAUAUAUAGUAUUUUAAUAAAGUUUCUGUAUUCAAUUUCAUGCACUUAUAUAUAAAUAAACCUGUCUUCAAAAGCUUUA
This is a messenger RNA of Microtus ochrogaster (prairie vole), 7404 nucleotides long. RefSeq names its product transmembrane protein 170B (gene Tmem170b). The record is from RefSeq and is a predicted model, not a curated record. Lineage: Eukaryota; Metazoa; Chordata; Mammalia; Rodentia; Cricetidae. Gene Ontology annotation, biological process: negative regulation of canonical Wnt signaling pathway. Gene Ontology annotation, cellular component: plasma membrane.